AGGCAGCACCGUCUUGUGUCCCCGGGCCCCAACAACACAAACACCUUCCUGGCGCUCUUUUAGCCAUAUAAAAUCACUCAGACUCCGUCUACUCCGAAGACACAAAUUUCCGUUUUUUUGCCGUGCAUCCCAUCACAAUCGCUUCACACACCGACCCAUCCUUCCUCACACCCCCCGUAGCUUCUUCCCACACUACCGGCUGUCAUCUCCAUCUUGCUGCGCUAUCUGCACAUCCCCGGUGCCUGCUACCGUUCUUCCGACUGACCUUGUUUCCUCGGUCCCGGUGCGGCCCAUCUCUCCUUUGGCACUACACCUCUGAUGCUGUCCUCGGCAACUACCAUCCCAGCAGCAGCAGCAACAACAGCAACAGAAGCAGCAACGACGACGCCAGCGACGACGUCAUCUCCAGCAACCUCCUCCUCAACUGCAGUGGUGCUCCGUUCGUACAAUCUGAGAACGCUCACCAGACAAAAGCGAGAUAGCUUCAAAAUGACGACGGCAUCCUCAAGCUCUGACUCCGACUGCUCAGACAAGACCCGAGAUCACUCGGUCAACUCGACGUCAGAUUCCGAUUCCAAACUCAGAAGACGCAAAUCAAAAUCCUUCUCUAAGAAACCGAAAAAAGAAACUCCGCCAGAUAAAAGAAGAGUUAGAACAGGAUGCUUGACAUGUAGAAGCAAGCAUAAGAAAUGCGACGAAACCAAGCCUGUCUGCAAGUUCUGCCAGUCGAAAAACCUCCAGUGCAUCUGGCCCCACGAAGGAAUGUCUCGUCCGGCCCAGCUGAACGACACUUUGAAGCAGAUCCUGUCUUUGAAAAAAGUAGAUAAUAAUGAAUUGUCAACAAUUUCAAACACCUCUGCAAGCCUGCCCGGAUAUACCCUGAGCCAAAAACUGGGCUUUCUAUCAGGCUCCCUCAAUUUCAACACAGAUCUACAUCCCAAGUAUCUGCAGCUACCUUCGAACUUUCCUGCCAUUUUAUCGAUAAUACCUGCCCUGCAGAGCGGGAACUUCUCAUCGAACGUGAGCUCUUUCAUCUUCUUCAACGACAAGUCAGUCACCUCAACAAAUUCUUUGUUCACGCAAUCUUUGACAAACUUGCUUUCAAAUUACUUCUUAACAGAUCCAACUUAUAUUCUACAUUUGAGUAACCCAAACCACAUUCUAUCGUUAUCCAGAGAAUCUAAAGCUUUGACAUACGCUAUCUUAGCCAUAAGUUCAAGGUUGCUGGAACAGUUCGAUACGUCAUAUUCUGGAGAAAAUACUUUGGACUUUUAUCUUUUAAGUGUACGUGAACUAUCGAAAUACUUGAGAAAUGAGGUCCAGGGAAUCCUGAAAGAAAAAGUAUCGAGCAAAGAAUGCAUCUGGUGGACUGUUGUUCUCUUAGCAUGGUUUGAAGUCUUCAGUGUAAAGCCAGAGGAUUGCUGGGACAGAAUCGAGGGAAUCAUAAAUUUUUUCGAUUCAUUGGGUAUUUCCGAAGAUACAAAAUCCUUCCAAACUUUUACAGGAUUGAUAAUGGUUCCUUGGUGCUGUAAGAUGAAAUACUUGGAAGACAAUUCGGACGACCCUAUAAAUUCAAAUUGCUCUUCCAUAUUCAUUGAUUCUUCGGCCGAGUUCAGUCUACGUAAACUUUGUGCAUCAAAGCAUGAUAUAUUGAACUUGGCAUGCCAGUCCUUUUUUGUCAAAGAUGAAGUCAAGCAAUGGGUUGAUCUUUGGAACACCUUGCUCGAAUGGAAGUCCAGGACAACAGGUAACGAAGAAUUUAAACAACCCGAUGGUGCAAUCAUUCUGGCAGUCGACAAAGACUUAUUCAGUUACAUUCUAUAUCACACUGCAUGUUAUCAUUUACUCUCCAAUAAGCCAGACAACGUAAGCUUGAUCUUCCAAAACCCGAACGACUAUUCGACAAUCGUAGCAUUUGCAAUGGGUCAGGAUAGACAUGAUUGUGACAAUUUGAUCCAAUGGCACCGCAACAGGCUUAUCAAAAUCCUGGAGAGUAACAUGAUCACCAAAAACAAAAAGAGUAUUUAUUCUUCUUGUGCCUGCUGGUUUGCAGGCUUUGUUCUUAACGACGACAAAUACGACAAAACGGAAAUCAAGCAUUUACUACAGAAAAUCAGUUCAUGGUGCAACUUGGAAAUCUUCAAAUGGCUGAUUGAAACAUACAACUAAACAAUAUAUUCAUUCACACUUUAUAGACAAUCAUAUAUAGGUAUCUCUAUGUAUACACAGUUAUAGAAGCACAAACACACAUUCAUAUGGU
Messenger RNA from Pichia membranifaciens NRRL Y-2026, 2260 nucleotides. RefSeq lists its product as hypothetical. Gene Ontology annotation, molecular function: transcription cis-regulatory region binding; DNA-binding transcription factor activity, RNA polymerase II-specific; zinc ion binding. NCBI's taxonomy places the organism in Eukaryota, Fungi, Ascomycota, Pichiomycetes, Pichiales, Pichiaceae. The coding region runs from base 490 to 2169 and encodes 559 amino acids. Gene Ontology annotation, cellular component: nucleus. The record is from RefSeq and is a predicted model, not a curated record. Gene Ontology annotation, biological process: positive regulation of transcription by RNA polymerase II. The transcript has a single exon.